This is a messenger RNA of Myxocyprinus asiaticus (Chinese sucker), 721 nucleotides long. RefSeq lists its product as uncharacterized. The transcript has 3 exons. The record is from RefSeq and is a predicted model, not a curated record. The coding region runs from base 107 to 721 and encodes 204 amino acids. NCBI's taxonomy places the organism in Eukaryota, Metazoa, Chordata, Actinopteri, Cypriniformes, Catostomidae.
ACUACUUUACAGGUCUCUGAUUCUAUGAAGUUGAAUUUAAACUAAAUCACAACAUGGCCAAUCGGGACGGACAAUUCUACUCUGUAAUCUUUUCUUCAUUCAUGAUAUGAUGCAAGAGCUCUGUAAAGGUGAAAUACAGUACAACUAUGUCAAAGCCUACCAGGAUGAACCUAUGGAGGACAUUGGCAAACACUUAGAGAAAAGCUCUCCUUUGCCCAUGCUCUGGAAGAAAAUUUGGGCUGUCCCAGAUGUGCUCAAUGGGAUUGAGAUCCGGGCUCUUCGCUGGCCAUGGCAGAACACUGACAUUCCUGUCUUGCAAGAAAUCACACACAGAACGAGCAGUAUGGCUGGUGGCAUUGUCCUGCUGGAGGGUCAAGUCAGGAUAAGCCUGCAGCAAGGGUACCACACGAGGGAGGAGGAUGUCUUCCCUGUAACGCACAGCGUUGAGAUUGCCUGCAAUGAAAACAAGUUCAGUCUGAUGAUGCUAUGGCACACCGCCCCAGACCAUGACGGACCCUCCACCUCCAAAUUGAUCCCACUCCAGAGUACAGGCCUCAGUGUAACGCUCAUUCCUUCAUCGAUAAACUCUAGAAAUGGCAGAGGUGGCCUUCCAGAAAAAGACAAAGCAUUCUGGACCAGGGCUUCCUUGGUGAUCUGGAUUGUAUUCAGGACUAUUGUUGGCUUCCUCCUGAGAUACACAGUCAUCAUCUCUACAUACUGA